Molecule: messenger RNA, 552 nt
Organism: Melampsora larici-populina 98AG31
Lineage: Eukaryota; Fungi; Basidiomycota; Pucciniomycetes; Pucciniales; Melampsoraceae
Exons: 2
Coding region: 1-552 (183 amino acids)
Source: RefSeq, a predicted model, not a curated record
AUGAACAUGGAGAAAUCUUUAUUGGAACGAAUAGGCCAAGCGGAAGAAAACGCAACUAGAUUAACAAGAGCUCAAUCAGCGGCUUUAGAAAAAAGUAAGGCAGAGGGUCAAGGUGUAGGAGGAUCAGGAGUAUCCGGUCAAGAUCAAAGUCAAAGUCACAUACAAGAUCAAGAAGGAAGUGCUACAAAAGAAAAUGAAAAUUCUCAUAUCACAUCAAAAGAAGGAAGAACUCAAGACUUGAAGAAUUUAGAACAAAGAGAAUUAGAGACUUCGAUUGAUCAACAAAGGCAGACAGAAAUAGAAAAUGUCGUGAAUCAAAAUAGAACACAAGAAGGAGUAGAUGGAAUACCAUUUAUUCAAGUGACAAACGCGGACAAAUCAGAUGACGAAUCUUGGCGACCACCGAUGCGAAAUCAAAAAGGGAAAGGUUGGAAGGAGUCAUCACCACCGUCUGAGGAAGAAGAGAUGUCAAUCAUAGGUAGUGGAUCAAUGGAAUCAACAUUACCACACACCGAAUGUCAUACCGCAAGAGGUAGUAGCACAGUUUUCUGA